AUGAAGCCCGAUUCGAUACUUGCCAGAAACGUUUUUCGCCUUCAGCAGAAGAGGUUCCGAUAUGGAGCAUUUGCGACACUCUUACUUAUAGCAGUAUAUUUUAGUGCAGUUCUCAAACCUAGUUUGAAUCUAUCAGCUUUGAAAUUGCAGAUGUCAGUGGGUCUUGGUUGGGACGUGCUGCAAGUCCAACAAACAAACAGCUCUCAGCAAGUAAUCGAAAGUGAGCAGCUUAAUCAGAAGAUAAGAGCGGAGGAAUUGAAAAAUGCAAGUCUUCAAGGAGAGGAUUCUGGUGUACAGAAAAGUGCAAGCAAUCCCACUAUUCUCAUUGCUCGAAAUGGUUCAGAAUCAGAGACAAACAUUUCAGAAGUGACGAAGAAUUUGGAGCCAAUUUGUGAUGUUUUGCAGCCAAGAACUGAUGUUUGUGAGAUCAGCAUGGAUGUUCAUGUUGAUGGUAAUUUGUCUUCGGUUUUCGUUGUUUCAUCUCAAGCGGACAUGCUGGCAGGGAAUAGCUCCUGGACGAUAAGGCCGUAUGCUCGAAAAGAAGAUAAACAGGCGCUGAAUCAUGUUCGAGAGUGGUCAGUGAAACGAGUGUCUGAUGCUCAGCAGGAAAUCCUUCAAUGCACCAGAAAUCAUAGUGUUCCAGCCGUCUUAUUUUCAACCGGAGGAUAUACAGGAAACCAUUUCCAUGAAUUCACAGACAUGGUCAUUCCGCUGUAUAUUACUUCUCGAAAAUAUGAUGGGGAAGUUCAGUUUCUGAUUACGGAUAAAAGAAGCAGGUGGAUCGAAAAGUACCAAUCAAUACUAAAAGGGCUGUCCAAGUAUGAGAUUAUUGACAUUGACAAGGAAGAUGCAGUGCAUUGCUUCCCAAGCGUAACGGUUGGACUUAAAAGACAUCCAAAGGAUCUGAGCAUUGAUCCUUCGAAACAUUCAUAUUCGAUUACUGACUUCCGAGCAUUCUUAAGAAAAACUUACUCACUAAAGAAGGCCAAUGCAAUCAGAAUCAGAGGUGGUGGCCGGCAUAAAAUGCCCCGGCUUCUCAUCAUAUCGAGAAGGAGCACAAGGUGUUUCAUGAAUCCGAGACAAAUUACUAAGAUGGCUAGAAGCUUGGGAUACAAGGUAACUGUUAUGGAGGCUGACAGGAACAUGUCAAGAACUGCAGAAGUUGUGAACUCUUGUGAUGUGUUAAUGGGGGUUCACGGAGCUGCCCUCACAAACAUUCUGUUCCUCCCUGAAAAUGCAGUUCUUAUCCAAAUACUUCCGCUCGGAGGGUUCGAAUGGCUUGCAACAAACUACUUCGGAGAGCCAUCGAGGGAUAUGAAGAUCAAGUAUUUGGAAUACAAGAUCAGCAGAAGCGAGAGCACGCUGAAAAUCGACCCGAAUAAGAAUCGAAUACGAGGAUGGCAAGCAUUCAAGUCAACUUUUCUGAAUGCACAAAAUGUAACCCUUAACGUCAAAAGGAUUAGAACCACUUUGAAAAAAGCCCUUGGACUUCUGCAUCAGAUUCAGUAA
Molecule: messenger RNA, 1509 nt
Organism: Malus domestica (apple)
Lineage: Eukaryota; Viridiplantae; Streptophyta; Magnoliopsida; Rosales; Rosaceae
Product: beta-1,2-xylosyltransferase XYXT1-like
Molecular function (GO): glycosyltransferase activity
Source: RefSeq, a predicted model, not a curated record